Messenger RNA from Clunio marinus, 213 nucleotides. The record is from the annotation of a GenBank genome assembly. NCBI's taxonomy places the organism in Eukaryota, Metazoa, Arthropoda, Insecta, Diptera, Chironomidae.
AUGGUUAAAGUAGUAGGACCAACAAAAGGACUGAUAAUUGACUUGAAAAUAUUGCAGGUAGUCAUGUCUCCAAAUCAUAGCAAAUUGCAUAAAAAAUGGUUUAAAAAGAAAUUCACAUUUAUGAGGCGAUAUGUUGUGAACUUUGAAUGUUUACUGACCCUAAAAGUUUGCAGAUUAUUAAACAAUUACGAUACUUAUAAGUUAUUCAACUGA